AUGGGUAACAAGGUUACAAAGCGACGGUAUACGGUGGAGGAGCAGUACACGCACCCGCAGGGGCUGUACCCGCACCGCGACAUCGACCUGAAGAAGCUUCGACGGCUCAUUCUCGACGCCAAGCUCGCUCCGUGCCACGUGGGCGGCGACGAACCCAGCAGCGACCUGGACGAAUGCCCCAUCUGCUUCCUCGUGAGUGCUGAGAGUCAUGCUGCAGUGAGUUCCACCCAGCCCUCUCAUUUCUUUCCCCCUUGCUCACUCUCCUCUGCUACUUCCUCUUCUCCCUCCUCUCUCCUGCUCUCCUCCUCCUCCUCCUCCUCCUCCUCCUCCUCCUCCUCCUCCUCCUCCUCCUCCUCCUCCUCCUCCUCCUCCUCCUCCUCCUCCUCCUCCUCGUCUUGUUUUUCGCUCGUAAUUUCCUUGUGUCCGUUCUGCAAGGCGCCAACAUUCUCGGUGGAAUUUCGGGGGAAACGCACAGCAGAGGAGAGAAACGUGGAGCUGGAGGAGGAGCAGAAGGUGAUAGAAGCAAAGAUAAGGAUGCGGCAGGAGGAGGAGGAGGCGUAUGCAGCACGGGUGGCGGAACGCCAGGCGGCAACAGAAGCUGCCUCUUCCCUCAAUUCCUCCUCCACCUCCUCCGCGCUCCCUCCCACCACCCCCCCGCCCUCUCGCACUCCUCCUACGCCCCCCACAUCUGCUGCUGCUGCUGCCACGAGUGCUUCGUCAGUAGCAGGCGAAACAGCAGGGGAGACAGGAGAAGCAGCAGAAGCAGCAGCAGCAGAAGCAGCAGCAGCCAGUGGCAGCAGCGACACAGGCAUGGGGGUCCUCCGUUCCUCCCUGCAGCUCUCCUCCUCCGCCUCGUCCUCCUCUCGAGAGAGGGGGGGCAUAGGCCGUUCCACCUCCCGCCCCAGCAGUAACAGCGGCCGCGGUGGUAACCAGACGGCUAGUCACAAUUGGUGGGAGGGGCCGUUUGCAGGGGGGGGAGCAGGGGCGGGAGCAGGGGUGCGGCCGAAUCAGCUGCAUUUGCCGGGUGGGGGAGGGUAUUCUCCAGGUGUGAAUGAUGGUGGUGGGAGGUAUGGGGCCGGUGGCGGGACGGGCGGAGUAGGGGGUGGGGAUGGGGGUGAGGUUUGGGUUGGGGGCGCGGUUAGGGGCAUGAUGCCUACAUAUGGUGUGGGAGGGAGUGCUGGUGGCAGGGGAGGGGGGAUGGGAGGAGGGGGAGCAGGGGGGAGAGGGUUAGGGGGAGGGGCAGGCGGAGGAGUGGUCCCAAACUUUGGUGAGUGGCGUGAUGAUGGUGAUGAUGAUGAAGUCGUGUUCGACGGCAACAUGGCCCACCAUCGCCUGGAGUUGGAACGAGCCCGCCGCAGAGCUGCUGCUGCUGCUGCUGCUGCUGCUGCUGCCGCCGCUGCUGCUGGCGCUGCUGGCGCUGCUGGUGGUGCUGGUGGUGUUGGUGCUGGUGGUGCUGGCGCUACAGCCGGUGCUACAGCUGCCUCCUUUUCCUCCCCCACUGGCAGCUCCAGCAGCAGCACCCGAGCCUGGUACCCAGGCUCGGUGGAAGGGGCAGGCUUGGCAGUGGGAGCCAGGGCUGGUUCGGGAAGAUAUGGUUCGGGGUCAGGGAGAGGCGUGGGAGCAAUGGGAGGUUGGCCAGGCGCAACUGGUGCUGCAAUGGGUGCUGCGAGUAGCCAUGGAUCCACCGUCUCUCCCAGGCUCUCCCCUUCAAGCCUUUCCACUCCAUGCCUCUCUCGCUCAUUUCUCUUCAUGCCUCCCUCUUCCCCCUUCCCCCCACCUCCAUGCGUCCCAUGCAUCAACCAUCUCUAUGUGUUGGAUGUUUCCACUACGUUGGAUGUUUCCAAUCGCCAUCCCCGCUCCAUGUGUCCCGUGUGCCAUGCCAUCAGAGCGGACGAGCUGGGAGUGGAUUUGGAGGAGCUCUUGCUCAUGGAGGCCAUCUGGCUCUCGCUGCAGGUACGCCUUGCUUCCUCUGCCGCUCUCUGUCCAGCUGCUACCUGCUGUGGGGCUCUGCUUUUCUUGCCUUUCUUGGGAGUGGAUUUGGAAGAGCAGCUGUUGCUCAUGGCGUCCAUUUGUCUCUCCCUCCCCACUUGCCCCUUUCCCCUCGACCCAGCAUCAGGAUCAAGACGAGGCAGCUCGCCGCACAUCAGAUUCAGCUUCAACACCAGCAAUUACUGA
This is a messenger RNA of Closterium sp. NIES-65, 2175 nucleotides long. The record is from the annotation of a GenBank genome assembly. NCBI's taxonomy places the organism in Eukaryota, Viridiplantae, Streptophyta, Zygnematophyceae, Desmidiales, Closteriaceae.